AUGGUUAAUAACGAAGAAAUGACAUCACAAGAACAAUUUAAAGCUAAAGAAUUCUUACUUAAAGAAGAAGACUUAUUUGCUCAAAGUAUUGAAAAUUUAGGACGUACUAAUGUUACCACCCAUAGCAUUAAUACAGGUGACGCCACUCCGAUUAAACAAGGCUAUUAUCGGGCUGCCUAUGAAGAAAACGAACUUUUCGAACUAAUUGAAGUCUUACCUUAUGUAAGAUACAACGCCGUAAAACGAAUCGAAAAGGUACAAGAAAGGGCCAAAGAGAAGUACGAUAAUCAAUUAUCUCCUAUAAAGGAAAUAAAAAAAGGAGAAUUGGUUUUAGUAUACAAAGCGUCACAGCAACAUUCUAAAAGCCAUAAACUCCAUCCAAAAUGGAAAGGGCCCUUCGUCGUUCAUAAAGUACUACAAAAAGGCAAGACAAGUCAAGGAUGGACAAGUAGAAAUAAGAAUGUCGAUGAUUACAUUAAAGAAUUUCAACUUAUAGCCACGAAAUACGACAAUGGAUUUGGCUCUAGAUUUUCUACAACGUGGCUAGAUGGUAAAAGAAUAAUUUCAGGCGAAGAUGAAGAAUGCACACAAUCAUGUGUAGUUGCACUUAAAUUUUACCUGGCUCACGAAAGAAUUUCUUAA
Molecule: messenger RNA, 642 nt
Organism: Ambispora leptoticha
Lineage: Eukaryota; Fungi; Glomeromycota; Glomeromycetes; Archaeosporales; Ambisporaceae
Source: the annotation of a GenBank genome assembly